AGGAGAGUGGCCUCCUACCGCCAGUAAAAAAAUGGCGCCCCUUAUGGAUCGUAUUCGAGACAAGUGGAAUGGUGUGUAUUAUUUCUUACAUACUCUACCCUUUUUCGAUCGUUUCUUUUCCUACUUUGGAUUGAGGUUCUAUCGCGAGAUUAUGAGCAAUUAAGAACUAUAUGGAUAUGCUGACUGGUUGAUCUUGGUAUAUAAAAGUCUUUAAACAACGCUUUGCCACUAAGCAGUACCCGUUAGCUUGGUUAAUCUUCUUGAUCAUUAUCGUGAUUGGCACUGUCGCCGUUCUUGGUACGUUAGUCGUCUAUGAUGCUCAGUAUCAUAGGUCCCCUACCUACCUACCCAUCUUCACGGUUCAAAGAACUCGUAACUAACGCUCGGUUUGCGAUGAAAGUCGGUUGGUACGGCCUUGCAAUCGAGACUAAGUCCCAUGAGGCCUUGACAAGUUCGCCAAUCACGAACCCGCAUACGACCAAGCAGCCAGCGGAGCCGAAUUUCGACUUUGCUAGUGGCUACGUGAUGCCGAUAAACAACACGGCUUUACGCGCGGCCCCGGGGUUUCUUAUAACUACCGAUAUCGCGAACGAGACGUCCGUUACGUCUAGUCCUACUCAUGUUAUCACUGCAACCCCAACUCCCCAGGAGAUGAACACCAAGUUGGCUCUGCCCAUGGUUGUUCCGGUCACCGACGGAUAUUAUACCGGUGGCCUCGAUGCUAAGCACGAUGCUGGUGACAAGGGUCAUCAAGUUGAUAGCGAUGAUGGUGGUUUGGUUUCCGUUGUCCCGCCUGCUGUCGUUACUGUAACUGUAACCGUUACUCCGCACCCCAACGAGUCACCGCUAUCUGAAUCUCACGAGAGCGCAAGUCUAAUCUCUACUGAGACUCUGAGCAUGGUUUCCCCAUUGUUGUCAUCGUUGUCGUCUCUCGCGACUACUACAACCCCCGCUGUUUAUUCCUCUUCUUCCAUAGUGGAAAGCACUACUUCUGCCGUGGUCACAAGCACUAUUACCACCGCUUCGACAGUGAACACCUCGAGCAUCACCACCCCAGCCGAAGGUGGAGGAAGCCUAAUGUACUGCCCGCACACGACGCAGCCUAACGUAUGGACGCUGUGCCCUAGCCACGAUCUGGAUAACACCGCGGUCGCGUCUCCUCCCGUUACCGUCGUCGCCUCGUCUGCCGCCGGUCCGCUGAGACGUCCCCCGUUUGGCACUCUGUGGAAGUCUAUGCGAGAUGUGCUGAAGGGAUGGCUGGGAUACGGCCACGAAGUGCAAGGGCAGGUACAGGAGCUCAAUAUGGAUGAUGAAUACUUCUACCAAGACGGCCAAUACCAUUAUGAGGACUACUACAAGGAUAGCAAUGACGACGGUGAUGGCGACACCAACGACCAUACCACUGCCGACAAGAAAGCCCACGGCUCAGUCUACGACGGCCUCCUCGUCAGCCUCUUCGUUGCGGAAGCCCGCCUCGAUUCCCUCGAGCAGCUCAUGCAGGGCUACCUGGACCUCGUGCAGAACUUGACGGAUCUACCUGCGCAUCUGGAGAAUUUUGGCGGCGUGCGCCUGCAGGUGGUGUUCUCGAGAUAUCUGCGCAUCAUGCGCGAGAUGCUGGGUAUGAUGAAGGCCAUUUAUAGUGUCCUGAGGGUGGAGGAGAUGUUGGGGGCGGAGUUGGAGGGGGUGGGUGGGGGUGGAAGUGGGAGUGAGAAGGAGAGGGUUUGAGAUUGAAUGGCGAGGGAGUACGUGCGCGUGUGCUUUGGGAUGAGCAAGCAAGGCGUUAGGCUUGGUGGGGAGGACGGCUUCAUAUCUGGGCGUUUCGAGGUUAUUUAUGUUUCUGCUUCCCAUACAAUACUCAUGUUUGCCUAUGGAUUUCCUACGGUAGUUACUUGAGUACUUAGGUAGGGGAAGGGUGGGAACGGGAUAUCGUGUGUGGGGAGGGUUGGUAUACUUAUGCCUACCUACCUAUGAUUCCUCCCCUACCCUACCCCCUUUUCCUUUCCUUUCCUUUCCUUUCCUUGCCCCUGGUUCCUCGAUAAUACGAUGAACAUGUUACAUGUUUCUGAACUACAGAAGGAACCAGGGAAUCAGAGAAAGGUAUUGUUUUAGGGGGGCGCUUUAAGGGUUAAUAGGUUGUGCACCUUGCACGACUAUAGUCUUAGUUAGGUACUUACUUCGCAUUCAGAUUGAACUUGAAACUGAAAUUGACAUUGGAAUUGAUAAUUCAUAUUGGAGUUUUAUGCUAUGGAUUAAAUUGA
Molecule: messenger RNA, 2258 nt
Organism: Hypoxylon fragiforme
Lineage: Eukaryota; Fungi; Ascomycota; Sordariomycetes; Xylariales; Hypoxylaceae
Exons: 2
Coding region: 313-1725 (470 amino acids)
Source: RefSeq, a predicted model, not a curated record